This is a messenger RNA of Lutra lutra (Eurasian river otter), 4405 nucleotides long. It is a transcript of the gene SFPQ, whose product is annotated as splicing factor proline and glutamine rich. The transcript has 12 exons. The record is from RefSeq and is a predicted model, not a curated record. Gene Ontology annotation, biological process: regulation of DNA-templated transcription. Lineage: Eukaryota; Metazoa; Chordata; Mammalia; Carnivora; Mustelidae. Gene Ontology annotation, cellular component: nucleus. Gene Ontology annotation, molecular function: RNA binding. Bases 113 to 2092 code for a protein of 659 amino acids.
ACAAAGGCGGCGCGCCGCCUGUGUCAUCCGCCAUCUUGUGCGAAGCAAGGUGGCCUCCACGUUCCCUGAGCGUCUUCUCCGCUUCUGCCUCGACCGCCCCUUGAUCACAGACAUGUCUCGGGACCGGUUCCGGAGCCGUGGCGGUGGCGGUGGCGGCUUCCACCGGCGCGGAGGAGGCGGCGGCCGCGGCGGCCUCCACGACUUCCGCUCCCCGCCACCCGGCAUGGGCCUCAAUCAGAACCGCGGACCCAUGGGGCCCGGCCCGGGCCAGGGUGGCCCCAAGCCCCCGAUCCCGCCACCGCCUCCGCAUCAGCAACAGCAGCAGCCACCGCCGCAGCAGCCGCCACCACAGCAGCCGCCGCCGCUUCAGCCGCCACCGCAUCAGCCGCCGCAUCAGCCGCCGCCGGACUCGUCCAAGCCCGUCGUUCCUCAGGGACCCGGCCCGGCUCCCGGAGUGGGCAGCGCUCCGCCGGCCUCCGGCUCGGCACCGCCUGCCACUCCUCCGACCUCCGGGGCCCCUACGGGGCCGGGCCCCACCCCGACUCCACCGCCCGCUGUCACCUCGGCGCCCCCCGGGGCGCCCCCGCCCGCGCCGCCGAGCAGCGGGGUCCCCACCACCCCGCCUCAGACCGGGGGCCCGCCGCCUCCACCCACAGGGGGCCCGGGCCCCGGGCCUAAGCAGGGCCCGGGGCCCGGAGGCCCGAAAGGCGGCAAAAUGCCAGGCGGGCCGAAGCCCGGCGGUGGUCCGGGCCUAAGCACUCCUGGCGGCCACCCCAAGCCGCCGCACCGAGGCGGCGGGGAGCCCCGCGGAGGUCGGCAGCACCACCCGCCCUACCACCAGCAGCAUCACCAGGGGCCCCCGCCUGGCGGGCCAGGCGGCCGCAGCGAAGAGAAGAUCUCCGACUCAGAGGGAUUUAAAGCCAACUUGUCUCUCUUGAGGAGGCCCGGAGAGAAAACUUACACUCAGCGUUGUCGGUUGUUUGUUGGGAAUCUACCUGCUGAUAUCACAGAGGAUGAAUUUAAAAGACUUUUCGCUAAAUACGGAGAACCAGGAGAAGUUUUUAUCAAUAAAGGCAAAGGAUUUGGGUUUAUUAAACUUGAAUCUAGGGCAUUGGCUGAAAUUGCCAAAGCUGAGCUUGAUGAUACACCCAUGAGAGGUAGACAGCUUCGGGUUCGUUUUGCCACACAUGCUGCUGCUCUCUCUGUUCGAAAUCUUUCACCUUACGUUUCCAAUGAACUGUUGGAAGAAGCCUUUAGCCAAUUUGGUCCUAUUGAAAGGGCUGUUGUAAUUGUGGAUGAUCGUGGGAGAUCUACAGGGAAAGGCAUUGUUGAAUUUGCUUCUAAACCAGCAGCAAGAAAAGCCUUUGAAAGAUGCAGUGAAGGUGUUUUCUUACUGACAACAACUCCUCGUCCAGUCAUUGUGGAACCACUUGAACAAUUAGAUGAUGAAGAUGGCCUUCCUGAAAAACUUGCACAGAAGAAUCCAAUGUAUCAAAAGGAGAGAGAAACGCCUCCUCGUUUUGCCCAACAUGGCACAUUUGAGUAUGAAUAUUCUCAGCGAUGGAAAUCCCUGGAUGAAAUGGAAAAACAGCAAAGGGAACAAGUUGAAAAAAACAUGAAAGAUGCAAAAGACAAAUUGGAAAGUGAAAUGGAAGAUGCCUAUCAUGAGCAUCAGGCAAAUCUUUUGCGUCAAGAUCUGAUGAGACGCCAGGAAGAAUUAAGACGCAUGGAAGAACUUCACAAUCAAGAAAUGCAGAAACGUAAAGAAAUGCAACUAAGGCAAGAAGAAGAACGACGUAGAAGGGAAGAAGAGAUGAUGAUUCGUCAGCGUGAAAUGGAAGAACAAAUGAGACGCCAAAGAGAGGAAAGUUAUAGCCGAAUGGGCUACAUGGAUCCAAGAGAAAGAGACAUGAGAAUGGGUGGUGGAGGAGCAAUGAACAUGGGAGAUCCCUAUGGUUCAGGAGGCCAGAAAUUUCCACCUCUAGGUGGUGGAGGUGGCAUAGGUUAUGAAGCUAAUCCUGGAGUCCCACCAGCAACCAUGAGUGGUUCCAUGAUGGGAAGCGACAUGGUAAGAAUGAUUGAGGUUGGCUGAUACUGGAGUACUCACUCACUUCAAGUGGAUAAGCUAUUAGUCUCAAGACGACAUCACACAACGUGAACCAAGAAGGAAAGCCACAGCCUAUUAGACUGAGGAACUAUCUAGCUCCCUCCAUUCUAGUAGUCUGUUCCACAGAUUCCAGCUGCUUCAGCCUCAUCAAACACCCAUCUCUUCUCAAUGCAGCAAGACCAUCACGCUCUGCUUGGGGCCUCCUUCCUAUGCAGUGAAUUGAAUAAUGCCUCCAGGCAGAUGGCUGUGACAAGCACUUACCUCAUUCAUUACUCUUCUCGUGGAUCAUGGUACAGCAUAGUCUGUUUUCCAGUUUGUUUUGCACUGACUUAUAUCCCUCCCAAAUUCAUAUAUUGAAGUCUUAUCUUCCAGUACAUACCAGAAUGUGGCUGUAUUUGGAGACAGGGCCUUUAAACAGGUAAUUAGGUCAUAAGUUUGGGCUCUAAACCAGUAAGACUGGUGGCCUUAUAAGAAGGGGAAGAGAUACAAAGGUCAUAUGCAAAGGCCAUGUGAGAACACAGUAAAACAAUGCUAUUGGCAAGCCAAAAAAGUAGACCUCAGAAGAAAUCAAACCUCCUGACACCUUGGUCUUGGACUUUUGGCCUCCAGAAUUAUGAGAAAAUUAGUUUGUGGUAUUUUAGCCAUCCAAUCUGGUAUCUUAUGAAGGCGGCCCUAGCAAACUAAUGCAUAAUGUACAAUCAGUAGUCAUUUAAUAUACUUUGUGUAGUUCUGGUGUUUAUAGCAGAAGGACAGAUCUGGUACUAGUUCUUUGAGCUGGAAGCUGAAUCCAACAGAUUUGUUUUACCAGAGGACAGAACAAGUUGGACAAAAUAUUCACACAAGUCUGUUUUACACUGGAAAACAUGAUGAAUAUUUUUAAAAAACAGCUUUAUUAAAAUAUAACUGAUACAUAACAAGCUCAUAUAUUUAAAGUGUAAAUUUGAUAAGAUUUGACAUAUGUAUACACCAUGAAAUCAUCACCACAAUCGAGUUAACGAAGGUGUCCAUCCCACCCCCAGAAUCUUUCUUGAGCCCCUUAGCCAUCUGAUUACUGCCCUUUCCCCUAUCAAUCUGCAGGCAACCCCUGGUCCGCUUUUCUCCUUAGUUCACUUUCCCUACUCCUUUACUUCCCAGGAGCAUCUCCCAAAUGAACUACAUACAUCCAAGCCCUUGUCUCAGGCGCUGCUUCUAUGGAAACAAAACAAAACAAAAGAAAAAAACUAAGAAACUCACCCAUUCUGUCUCUAAGGAAUGUGAUUUGGAUAUGUAACAGAUCUUCUUGUAUUACUUGUCAGUAUACCUGAAUGUCUUAGAGUUCCUAGUAUGUGAGACUCACUAAUUCAGCGAACAUGUAACAGCUUGAUUGAAAUAUAAUUAAGGCAUAAUGAAAUGUACAUAUAUGAAGUGUAUAACUUGGUGAGUUUUGGUAGUGUGUGAUCAUGCGUGAAACCAUAGCUGCAUCGAAAUAAUAAACAUAUAAAUAUAUUACCUCCCAGAGUUCCUAUUGCUUCUUUGUAACGCAGCCUUUUCUCCUCACUCAGGAAACCACUGGGAUGCCUUCUGUCACUCUAUAUUAGUUUGCCUUUUCUAAAAUUUUAUAUAAAUGAAGUAAUACAGAAUUUACCAUUUUUUGGCCCAGCUUCUUUCAUUCAACAAAAUUAAUGAGAUUCAUUCAUGUAGUUUUGAGUAUCAAUAGUUGGUUCCUUUUUACUGUUGAGUGAUAUUCCAUUGUAUGGAUAUAAUUUAUUUAUUCAUUUACUUGAUGGGUGUGAUAGUUAAUUUAUGUCUCAGUUUGGGCUAAGAGAUGCCUAGAGAGCUGGUAAAAAAACAUUACUUUUUGGUGUGUCUGUGAAGAUGUUUCCAGAAUAGAUUAGCAUUUGAAUUGGUGGACUGAGUGAAAAGAUCACCCUCAUCAGUGCAGUUGGGGAUCAAUCCAAUCUGUUGAGGACAUGAACAGAAGCCUCUGUUCAGAGAAGGCAGAGGAAGGGUGAAUUUGCCCUCUGCUCCAGUAGACAUACACUCUUGCCCUUGGCGCUCCUCUUGGUUCUUCAAACUCAGAUUGGGACAUUCAUCAUCAGCUCCCCUAGGUUUCAGGCCUUUAGGACAUGGACUGAAUCAGAUCACCGGGUUUCCUGAUUCCCCAGUUAGCAGAUGGCAGACGGUAGGACUUCUCAGCUGCCAUUAUUAUGUGAGUCAAUUCCUAUAAUAAAUCUCAUUUAUAUUAAUAUAAAUAUUAUUAAAUUAAUACAUUGAAUAUUAAUACAUAAAAUAUUAAUAAUAAAUUAUAUUAUGUCUGUA